AUGUAUAUUUAUUUGAGCAAGAAGAUCAGCAUUCCACACGGUUUGCAGCUCAGGAGCCUGUCUUGGAACGCGCAACAGGGAUGGCUGGCCUGCGGGACUGAUCAUGGCAUUGUCAAGGUUCUCAAGCUCCAAGAUGCAUCCGGAGUGAAGGACGAUGGGUUUUUCACCACGCAAUCGAACCUUUCCAUGAACCAGACGCUUGAAGGGCACCGGGGUUCCAUCCUAGUAGUUAACUGGAAUCAAAACUACCGAAAGCUGACGUCAAGUGAUGAGAAUGGACUCAUCAUCGUUUGGAUACUUCAUAAGGGAAUGUGGUUUGAGGAAAUGAUUAACAACCGCAGCACGAGCGUUGUUCGUGACAUGAGAUGGUCUUCUGACGGCCGUAAAAUUUGUUUUAUAUAUGAAGAUGGCCAUGCAGUGUUGGGAAAUGUGGAUGGAAAUAGAAUUUGGGGAAAGGAGCUUAAUCACCGGCUUGUGCUUGUCGAGUGGUCACCAGAUGGUAGGCUUGUGCUUUUAUGUACUAAAGAGGGAAAAUGCUUGUUAUAUGACUGCCAUGGCAGCUUUGUUUCCAGUCUUGCAUUACGAUUUGAAGUGGAUUCCGAUAUUGUUGGUUUACAUUGGUAUGAUGGGUUUGAAGGUCUAGAUGACACUUAUCCUCCAAUACUUGCAAUAGCACUUGAAAGUGGUAAAAUUCAGCUAAUGAGGCAUGAGCUUGACGGAGAACCUAUUCUUGUAACUGCAGAAAUGACGACUGCCUCAAUCAGGUGGAACCCCAAUGGUACAGUACUCGCUGUAGCUGGCUACAAAAAAACCCAGGAGGAUACUAACUCAAUAGUGAAACUCUUUUCCCCACUGGGAUUUCACUUGAGAACCCUUCACGUGCCAAACACCAAAGUUAGGGCAGUGACAUGGGAAGGGACUGGCUUGAGGUUAGCAAUUGGAGUGGAUGCAAGCAUAUACCUCGCAAGUAUUAGGCCUGACUACAAGUGGACUUUCAUUGGCCAAAGUACAUGUGUAUAUAGCUUUAAAAAAAAACACCCUGAUGAGCACUGUGUAAUGUUCUGGGAUGUAACUACUGGUGACAGGUACUUGAAACACGUCAACAGACUUUGUGCUGUGUGCGGUUCUGGAGGCCAUUGUGUUUUGGCUACAAAGGAAGAGGAACCUAAUCAAUAUAUUCUUAUACUUUGCAAUGCCAUUGGCAAUCCUCUUGAGUCAAACCACAUGACCAUAGAACCAGUCUUCAUGACUAUGAAUGAAAAUCAAGUUUUUGUGGCAUCCAAAACUGAUGUGUAUGUAUGGAAUUAUCGAGAUUCUUUACCAUUACUACCUUCCAAACAACUGCUAAGUUCUUUCAGCAAUGAUCUAAGCAAGGAAUCCAAAGAUCAUACAUAUUGUUUGGACUGGAAAAUCAAUACAGGCAUCAAUCAGGACCGAAAGUCGGAGUUCGAACGUAAGGCUGUAUGGAAUAUGAAAUGGGCGGAUGACAAUCCAGAUUUGAUCGUGAUAAUGGAAAGAUCUCGGAUGUACGUUCUUAGGGGUACCGAACUUGAAGAGCCUGUUUCUUGCAAUGCAUAUUUUUGUAGUUUUCACAACCUACAGGUGUUAGCAAUUCGGCUUGACGAUGUUAUGCAACAGCCAGAGCAGCCAACAAGAGCCCAUAUUUUCAGUUAUGAGACCAAAUCCUUACGUGAUACACAUCAAAUUCUCCAAGCGGUUGAAAUUCAAGACGCCUACAGCUAUGUAGAAGAGCAUGGACAUCCACGCCUAUGGACAUCCCUUGCUGAACAUGCUUUGGAGCACCUUGACUUCAGUGUUGCUGCAAAGGCGUUUGUAAAGUGCAAAAACUACUAUGGCAUACAGUUUGUUAAGAAAGUCGAAGCUCUUCGAGACAAGAACCUGCAAAAUGCAGAGGUAUGUGCGUACUUUAGAAGGUUUGAGGAUGCUGAAAGAAUCUAUAUCAACAUAGAUAGGAAGGAUCUUGCCAUUCACAUGCGAAUGAAAAUGGGGGAUUGGUUCCUAGUGGAGAAGCUUUUGGAAAACUUUCCUGGGAACAACUCACUUCUGAAGCUAACCUGGAACAAUAUCGGUGAUCACUUUGUUGUCACGCAAAAUUGGAAUGACGCUGAAAGAUAUUAUAGCAAAGCAAAAAAUUUUCAGAUGUUGGCCGAAUGUUACUCUGAACUUCAGCACUGGACCAAACUGCAAAAACUUAUGGACUAUGUUGAAGAUGGUUCGCCCCUUCUGGAAUCUAUAGCAAGAAAAUUUAUGAACAUUGGCGUUUGUGAGCAUGCGCACAAUGCAGACUCUCUAGAUCUCUCAGAUAUGGAUAUUCGGAACGCCUGGCACAACGCAGAAGCAUACCACCUUUGGAUGCUUGCUCACCGCGAGCUUUAUUCUGGAAAUCUGGAACAAGCGGCAAAGGUUUCGUGGUGGCUGAAAGAUUAUGAAGACGUGUUACAACCGCAUAGUAUAUACUCCCUCAUUGCACUCACAUCAUACUUCUGUGGGUAUUACGAGCAAUGCAGCAGGGCCUUUACUGUGCUGGAGCUAAAUCGUAGCAUUCCAGAACAAGAACGAAAGGACUAUAAAGAAAUGGCAGCAUCCAUCUUUUCAAGGCAUCAACCUGUUAGUAAUGCAAAAGUAAGCAGUGGAAUACGAAAAUGCUUGAGGUGUGGAGUCUCUUUGGAGGAUGAACUCAAGCGUAGGUGUCCGACACCUAAAUGUACGGCAACUUUUCCCAUAUGUAUGGCAAGUGGAACUCAAAUCUUGCACGAAGAUUUUGUCAAGUGCGGCUACUGCAAAUCUCUCAUGAUAUCUUCCAAGCUCAAGUACAAGCAUCAAACCUCUGCCAAAAAGUAUUUAGCUCAGUGA
This is a messenger RNA of Selaginella moellendorffii, 2874 nucleotides long. Its product is annotated as WD repeat-containing protein 35-like. Bases 1 to 2874 code for a protein of 957 amino acids. Gene Ontology annotation, biological process: intraciliary retrograde transport; non-motile cilium assembly; protein localization to cilium. Gene Ontology annotation, cellular component: intraciliary transport particle A; non-motile cilium. Lineage: Eukaryota; Viridiplantae; Streptophyta; Lycopodiopsida; Selaginellales; Selaginellaceae. The transcript has 19 exons. The record is from RefSeq and is a predicted model, not a curated record. Gene Ontology annotation, molecular function: protein binding.